CUGGGUUAUGUACUAGUGGUAAAUGAUGUGGUUUUUCCUUUUUGUAAUUUGAAGCGGUUGCACGGAGUGGGUUGAAAGCUAUGUAAAUAAAUUUGCAGUUACCAGCACCGAGUCAUUUAUAAAUAUGCGAAAUUUGAUUUUCUUGUGUUAUCUCCAUUAUGCAAUUGGUGGUAUUAAAACAAAUUUACCAAGCACCAUUCCUAGAAUUAUGGAAGAAAACGGUAAACCUCUGUCUGCAAAAACUCUAAAUCUUGCCAAAACAGUUGGAACUGCAAGUUUGCCUGCCUCAAAAGAUAUUUUAUUAGAUAGACAUAUGGGAAGAGAACAUGAGCUUGAUACCCCUCCAAUUAAUCGAGUAAAAACUUCUGAAAUAAACACAACUCAAAAUAACAGCCUAUCAGGAGUGAAGCAAGACAAAAUGGAACUUAGUUCUAAGGUACAAAAGGAUGAUGCUAAGACAAGUGUUCCAAAGAAAGGAGUUACUAUGCCUGAUCAACCUGACUUCAGCAACUCAAUUCACCAAAGUGCUGCUAAUAAAACAAAUGUUACGAAUAUACCGAUUAAGCCUCAUAAAAAGCCCUUAGUAACAGAGUCAGAUGCUUCUAUGGAAGUAUCAAAAGAGGACAAUAUAAAAAACUCUCUCCAAGUAGAACAAAUUGAUCCAGUACUGCUACAUCAAAAAAGUCAAGGAUCGGAGUAUAUUGUGCCAAUUGUAGCGGUCAUUUUGUCAGUACCUUUAGUUGCCAUUUUAAUAUCUGUACUGUAUAAGCGUGGUAUGGAUUGGUGGUUGCACAGAAACUACAAAAGGAUGGAUUUUUUGAUUGAAGGCAUGUACCAAACCUAACAUCUAUAAUAUUUUUUAUUCAAUUAUGAAGAAAUAAUAUUGGUAUGAACAAAAAACCAUGGAUACUACAUUUAUUUUAGAAACAGUACACACAUAUAUGUAAAUAUUUCCACUCAAUAUUACAUGUAUAUUUUGUAUAAUAUGUAUGUUAAUGCCUUUUUGAAUUUUACAAUUAUAUUAAUUUUCAGAAUAAAUUUAUAUAUUUGAUGUAUGUAAAUGUAUUAAUUUUUAAAAGCAAUUGCUUAAUACAUAUUUCUGAAUUAUGUACUGUAGGUGAUACUAGGUCGUAGUACUUUUCCAUUUGUAACCGAAUAAGUUUUCCAUUAUUUGCAAAGUUAAUAAUUUUGUCUCUGAUAGUUUGCCAAAUUUUUUAUAAUUAGCUUGUGGUAUUUACUUAAUUAAUGCCAAUUAGUGCCUUAAUCCAAAUGCAAUAUUAUAUUUGUGAUAUACCUAUAGUUUAAAGAUAAGCGUAAAAUUGUAUAUCUACCCAGAUAUCUUUAUGUAUUUUUAUACUGUUGUAACUAAAUAAA
This is a messenger RNA of Cylas formicarius (sweet potato weevil), 1374 nucleotides long. RefSeq lists its product as uncharacterized. The coding region runs from base 125 to 844 and encodes 239 amino acids. Lineage: Eukaryota; Metazoa; Arthropoda; Insecta; Coleoptera; Brentidae. The record is from RefSeq and is a predicted model, not a curated record. The transcript has a single exon.